Molecule: messenger RNA, 4032 nt
Organism: Esox lucius (northern pike)
Lineage: Eukaryota; Metazoa; Chordata; Actinopteri; Esociformes; Esocidae
Gene: lmod1b
Product: leiomodin 1b (smooth muscle)
Exons: 3
Coding region: 208-2379 (723 amino acids)
Biological process (GO): muscle contraction; myofibril assembly; pointed-end actin filament capping
Cellular component (GO): myofibril; striated muscle thin filament
Molecular function (GO): actin binding; tropomyosin binding
Source: RefSeq, a predicted model, not a curated record
CUUACCCACUCCAUACUGGUCCCCGACUGCAAGCCCAGCCUCAAGUCCACCCUCUUAGAAUCACGAUUGAUGCCUCUGGUGGCUUCUCAGUUAGAGGGACCUCGCUUUUGGCCCAUUCUGGGAUAUUCUGCAGGUUCCUACAUCAGGAAACCCCACUACUGAGAUACCAAGGAACUUGUAGGCUCACGUUUCGCUGGUUCUGCAAUCAUGUCCAGGAGGAAGAUGAGGGGACUGACACGGAUUGGGCGGAUGGUGAGCGAGGACCCUGACCUGGAUAACCUGCUGUCCAACCUGUCCCCUGAGGAGAUGGAGGAGCUAGAGAAGGAGGUGCUGGUGAUCCCUGACCUGGGUCCGGACGAGGGCAGAGUCUUAGAACAGCCUGUUACAAACGUCGUCCGCGACAGUGACUCUAAGCUGGACAGCCGAGAGCGCCCUGGCAGGGUCAGCCAAAAGGAAAAGUCAACUGAGGCAGAACCCAAGAAGGAGAGCCGGAAACAAGAGUACCUGAGGAAGAUGGGCCUCAGUCAGGAGGGGAAAGAGGGAGAGGGCAUCCGGAGGCAAUCAAGUAUAUCAACUGACCCAGAAAACAAGAUGGAGGACAGAAAUAACAGAGGACCAGACCGAAGCAAAGAGGACAGAGCCAGCCUGUCCAACAGAUACAUGAGAGGGGACAGCAAAGACAAAGACAUGAGAGGGGACAGCAAAGGAAUGAGAGAGAUCCCUGGAGACAGAUACAGCCGAGGGGAGGCUAGGGAGGGUUUGGAGAAAGUGGAGCCUAAAGACAGAGAGAAACACGAGGACAGCAAGCUUGUGGAGAAAAGAGACAACAGGUUGAGCACCAGUAGCAAGACAAAAGACAUGAUCACCAAGCUACAGGAGAAAAAGGACAAAGAGGAGAUCAAGGAGAAAGAAAGAAGAGAGGAGAGUAGGAAAAGAGAUGAUAGCAAAACCAAGGAUCUAAUUUCCAAGCUACAAGAGAAAAAGGAGAAGGAGGAGAUGAAGGAGAAAGAGAGGAGAGAGGAGAUGAAGAGAAGAGAUGAGAACAAGACAAGGGGACUUGUGUCCAAGUUUGUGGAAAAGCAAAGUCAGGUGGAAGAGAACAAAGCAGAAGACAAGAAACUUAGAGCAGAUGAUGACAAGCCUGAGAAGCGCAAGUCGGACUUGAAACUUGAGCAACGAAAGUCUGUGACCGAGAAUGACAGUGGAAGUAAGAAGCAAGAGGAAAAGGAAGAUACUAAGGAGAAAGUAAAAGAAGAUGGUAAGGGGAAUAAGAAAGAUGUGGGAUUGAAAGGUAAGGAAAGUAUUGAACAGAACAAUCGGAGGAGUAUCAGAGAUAAUGAAACGGAUGACAAAGUAGAAGCAGAGGAGAAAAAAGGAAAAGAAUCCACUGAAGGACUGAAACCCAAUAGGGCUGAGGAACAACAGGGAAACUGUGUGGCCAAUAAGAUCUCCCCUAGCAAGACUAAAGUUGAAGAGGAGGAAGACGAGGACUCCAGCAUGUUUGAUGACCUCAUGGAGCAGGUUCGCGGCAACAACCCCACCUUGACAGAGCUCAACGUCAACAACUCGGAGGUCAUCAAGGCCAAAACGCUCAUCCAGUUCGCUGAGGCCUUGAACAACAACACUCACGUUAAGACUUUUGCCUUGGCCAACUGUCGUGCUGAUGACCACGUGGCUUACGCCAUCGCGGGCACCUUGCGCACCAACACGUCCAUCGCAAGCAUCAACCUGGACUCAAACCAUCUCACCCCUAAGGGCAUAAUGGCCCUAAUUCAGGCCCUGCAGAAAAACACAACACUCACAGAGCUGCGCUUCCACAACCAGAGGCACAUCUGUGGAGGUAAGACCGAGAUGGAGAUGACCAAGAUACUGAAAGACAACACCACCCUCCUUAAGCUGGGCUACGGCUUUGAGCUGGCUGGCCCACGCAUGACCAUGACCAACAUCUUGAGCCGCAACAUGGACAAGCAAAGACAACGGCGCCUACAGGAGCAGAAGCUGGCCCAGGCCAAUGGUGACAAGAAGGGAACACUGGAGGUGCCCAAGACUGCCGGGGGCUUCCUCAAGGGUUCCCCCAAGGCUUCCCCUAAACCAUCCCCACACCCCUCACCAAUCCCCUCCCCGAAGUUGACUCCAAAAAGAGGACCAGGAGGGGGCCCUCCACCACCCCCUCCUCCUGGGGGCCCACCCCCUCCUCCACCCCCCAUGCUGGACAUAGACUCGCUGCGUAGCUCCCUGACUCCCACAUCACAGAGGAAGAUGGAUGAUAAAACCAACAAAGCUGGUGGGACGAACUCCAGGGACCAACUGCUGAACUCCAUUAGGAAUGCCAAUAUGAAGAAACUGAAGAAGGUCGCGGUACCAAAGCUUUUGCAGUAAUCCCCUGGGAUGGAAAGUGAAAGCCAAGGAAGUGAAAGGACGUAGAGCUCUCGGGUGGUCUUGAGCAGGAGAUCAAAACUCCUAGACAUCCCACAGACAGUCAGACACCCCGUCUCACCACUGGUCUUGCGGGAUGAAUCAGUCAGGCAAGCAGAGAGUGAAUAGUAAGAUUCCUAUCAAAUGCAGUUUUCACUGUGCUGUCAGUUCUCUCUUUAAACUACGUACUGGACCACUGGGAACCCAUAGACAGAGGAAGAGGGGGUUCUGCAAUAGGAUGCCCUGAGGUCCAAGGUGGCUGCCUUUGUCCUUGUUAAUGCUUUUGCCUGUCAUUUGCACUAGAUUAUGAAACUGUUCAUAUAGUAUGUCAUCAACAAGCAUAUGUGGUAUGAUAUGUAUGAUGGGAGGGGUGCAGUAACGGAUGCACAGUUCACAUUUUUCUCUGUAAAUUUAUACAAAACUAACAUUCAUUGAAAUAUUGGAUGGUAAUUUGACAUUUUAUUUAUUUGUGGUGAAAAUUACGUCAUGGCUUGUCACUUGGAAUUUUGCCCAAAUUGCUGAUUCUCCAUGGCAUAUUAUCAGGGAAUUAAAAUGGGGUUGGACUUCAAUUCACAAGGGGGAGAAAAGGUGGUUUGUGUCAUUGCCAAAUCUCAAGACUGACAUCUCAGGCAAAGUUUUACACAUUAUAAGCAACCUAAAAUCCCAGUCUUCUUUAAAGACUCAGGAAGGAAGUUCAGUCUUAUAUAGAUGUACCGCAAAUAUGGUCAACCUUUCAUUGAUAACAAUGGUAGGUAACAUUUAGUAAUAAGAAAAUUUUCGAUCAGUAUAUUUUAAUAGAUUUUGCUAUUAAAAUAUAUUGUGCUAAGUGUUCUAGUAUUCUAAGGAACAUUUUAUUUUCAAAAGCAAACAAAUCAUAGCAAAUGAUGUACAUCAACAACACAAAUAUGUAUAUUCCUGGCCAAAUUACUUAGUCAAGUUUUAUUACUAAAGAUUUCAAAACAGUUCCUUCAAUUUUACUGACAUGGCAGAGAAAAAAAGAAAACGUUUUUUAAGUGUUAUGUUAUUGUACAGAGUCGCUUGCUGCUCUAAAAGUGACUAUUGACUAUUUGUAUGCAUAAUGUGAUUUCUCUGUCAUAUUGGACACACAGAGCCUGUAUACUUGUACUAAAAAGUACUGGUAUGUUUGCAAAUGAAAGUGUAAUAUAAUAAACUUGAUUAUAAAAAAAACUUCAUAAUCAAGAACAUCUUAAGAAUAAAGGGAAAAUACUUUGUCUAACAAUAGCAUACAGGAUGGAGUAAUCUUUGCAUUAUCUCAUGGUAAAUAAGUACAGUAAUGAUAUGAAGAAAAGCUAACUGAUACUUUACAGCUACUGUAUUAUUUCAUUGUUUAACUUUUUUUUAAAUAAUUUUUCUUUCAGAGGGAUGUCCCUGGUUUUUAACUUGCUAUUUCAUCUUAACAAUAACCUUUCUACUGCAUGACAGAUAUUCAGUCUGCCAUGUACGUUUUCCACCUGGUUGACAGGAAUUAUGAAUAAUUUGUGAGCUGCAAAGAUUGAAGCUGAACAGGAAAGACGGUUUGUGACCAAAUGGACAAAUGUGUGUUCCAUGCCAAAGAUACAAUGUCAAAUAGAUCUUAAUAAAAGGUUUGUGUACAUA